CCCGGCCCGGCCAGGCCCGGCCCGGUCCUGCCAAGAGUAAGUGCUGCUGAGCGGAGCCGGCACCCACCCCCAGCCCAGCCAUGGCCUCGCUGGACACGCUGACGCUGCUGAGUGACCCCCCGGAGCCCCUGCUCCUGCUCGGCCCCCGCCGGUCCCUCGGGCCCGGCCCCCGCCCCGCCCCCGCCAUGGGCAGCGUGGGAAGCGGUGUGGCCGGAGAGCAGGAGUUCGCCAUGAAGAGCGUGGGCACGCGGACGGGCAACGGGGCGUCGGGGGGCCGCGGCUCGGACCCCGCCCACAACGGCUACUCUCUGCGGGAGCUGGCCGGCCGCUACGGCUCCGAGGAGAAGGCUCUCAAGGCCGCGGAGAAGGGGGCCGCCGCCCUGUUCCUCAACGGGGACCCUCGGACGGCCGGGGACCGGGCCCAGACGGACGCGGGCAGCGGCGCCCCCUCUGCCGGGCAGCGGACCCUGCCUCCGCCACCCCAGUACCGUGAGCCCACCCACCCGCCCAAGAUCCUGCCCGUCUCUGGAAAGCCGGACCAGAGCACUGAGCCCCUGGUGCGGCCCUCGGCCUUCAAGCCGGUGGUGCCCAAGAACUUCCACUCGAUGCAGAACCUGUGCCCGCCCCAGGGCAACGGGCUGGCAGAAGGGCCCCGGGGCCUAGCGGGCAGUGGAUCCAGCCCAUCGGGCCUGAAGGGGGGCGGAGUCCUGGAGAAGGGCCGGGCGGCCAACCCGGGAGGGCUCUCCGACUCCGGCCGCAACUCGCUGACCAGCCUGCCCACCUACGGCUCCGGCUACAGCCAGCCCCUGGGGCCCCUCAGCGCCUCCACCAGCCACAUCAACCGUGUCGGUACCUCCUUCUCAGUGGACAGGGCCGGGGCCGGGGCCGGGGCCGGAGGAGGAGGAGGAGGAGGAGGAACGGGGACCGGCCCCAACGAGACCUCUACCUCAGACAGCGGGCGGUCCAGCAGCAAGAGCUCGGCCUCCUUUGGGCGGCUGCAGCCUCUGGGCGACGGGCUGGCCUUCCACUCCCCAUCCACGGACGACGUCAUCCAGGACCUGGAAGACCGACUGUGGGAGAAAGAACAGGAAGUGCUGCAGAUGCGUCGGAACUUGGACAAGAGCGAGGCCGCCAUCUUCCAGGUGUUUGAGGAGAAGCAGAAGGUGUGGGAGCGGGAGAUGGAGGAGUUGCGGCAAAACUGCGCCCACAAGCUGCAGCAGGUGUCUCGGAAGGCCCAGCGGGCACAGCAGGCCCUGCAGCUGCAGGUCUUCCGACUGCAGCAGGAGAAGCAGCGGCUGCAGGAGGACGUGGGGCGGCUGCUGAGGCAACGGGAAGACCUGGAGGAGAAGCUGGCGGCCGCCCGGAAGGAGCAGGCGGACGUCCUGCCCAAGAUCGAGGAGACCAAGUGGGAGGUGUGCCAGAAGGCGGGCGAGAUCUCCCUCCUGAAGCAGCAGCUUAAGGACUCGCAGGCGGAUGUCUCCCAGAAGCUGAACGAGAUCGUGGGCUUGCGGGCGCAGCUGAAGGAGGGCAGGGCGUCCCUGCGGGAGAAGGAGGAGCAGCUCCUCAGCCUGCGGGACUCGCUGGGCUCCCAGCAGGCCAGCCUGGAGCUCCACGAGGGCGAGGCGCAGCGCUCCCGGCCCGAGGCCCAGGCCCCGCGCGGCCAGCCCGGACACUGCCAGCGGGAGGCGGCCGCGCUGCAGAGGGCGGGAGCCGUCGACGAGGACGACGAGGACGAGGGCCCGGCCGCAUGCGAGAGCGACGAGGCCAAGAUGCGGCGCCAGGCGGGGGCCGGGGCCGGGGCCGGGGCCGGGGGCGACGGCGCGGCCGGGGCGGAGGCGGGCCCCGCGGCGCGGCUGCGGCGGGAGCUGGAGCGCCUGCAGGGAGAGCUGUUGGCCGAGCGGCGGGAGCGGCAGCGCCAGGGCGCGGGCUUCCAGGAGGAGCGGCGCACAUGGCUGGAGGAGAAGCAGAAGGUCAUCAAGUACCAGAAGCAGCUGCAGCUCAACUAUGUGGAGAUGUACCAGCGCAACCAGCAGCUGGAACAGCGGCUCGGGGGGCUGGCCGGCCCCGGGGCCCCCACCCCUCCCCCCGGCGACGAGAAGAAGGCGUGGACCCCUUCCCGCCUGGAGCGCAUCGAAUCCACCGAGAUCUGAAGCAGCACGGCCUAGCGGGUGGGGCCCGGGCCUGGGAGUCGGAAGGAUUCCUGGCGCUGCCACCUCGCUGCCGGGUGGCCUCAGGCGAGUCACUUCACUUCCCCGGGCCUCGGUCCCCUCAUCUGGAAAAUGGGGACAAAGGCCGCGAGCCCUACCUGGGACGGGGACUGCGCCCAACCCAGUCAUCCUUCAUCCACCCCGGCGAUUAGAACGGUGCCUGGCACGUAGUGAGUGCUUCACCACUACCAGGAUUGUUAUUAAUCAUCAUUAUCUGAGACCUCCUGCCCCCGUCCCCCUGUCCCCCCGUUCCCGGUGCACAGCCGAGGCCUCGGGGGUAUCCGGGCCUAGUCGUCGACGUUCACCUUGGCGAGACUCAGCCUCUCGUCCCACCUGCCCCUAUCCGACUGGGGUUGGCUUCGACUCCAUCUUCUCACGUCUCCGCACUGAUUUUCGGCCACAUUGGCUAUCGGCGUAGCGCCCCGCCCCCUGUUCAAUUCGAACCCAGACCCCCGGCCCCCCAUCGCCGUGGCCCUGGAACGCCCUCCCCCCACCCCAAGGCGCCUCCCAACCGAAGAGGUUGAAAAAGCUGCCCGUGCUAGUUGUCCUUCUACAUCAGCCCCUGUCGCCUGACCCCCUUUCCCCCGGGUGCCCUCGGCUGACCGUCUACACCGUCCGUCUGGGCCCUCGACCCCGCUCCGGCGAUCCAGCUCGUCCACCCAGCUCGUCCACCCCUCCCACCUGACCCCGGCACCCGAUUCCCCCCACGUUUUUCCAAACUGCCCCCCCCCCCCCCCCGCCCUACGGAAGGUCUGGGAGCCUGGGUGGGUCUAAGGAAGACAGGGGAGGGGAUGCAGUUCUGCCAAGGGAGGGGAUGGAUGGCCCCCUCUAGACUCCCAACCCCCACACCGCGCGCUGUCUUGUCGUCUUCAUGUCGUUGAGAGGGCGAGGGGGCUGGGCCCGUCGGAGCCCUUGCCGGCCCCCACCUCCCCUCUUCUCCCUGCCCCCGUUCCAGCCCCGCGCCAAAUCAGCACUUUAUCUCGGGCCCGCUGGACCUCCUGCCUGCCCGGCCCAGACCAAAGCCCGGGGCAUCCUGGCCGCCCCCCCGCGCCCCAUCAGGGCGUCAGUCGCAGCCCGAAGCCCACCCCCUCCCCACCCCCCACCUGGCCCCCUGCUAGAACCUCAGGCCGUCCCCGGGUGGGUGGGGGGAGGUAGAAAGGGUGAAGCCUCCACUCUACUCUCCUUUCCCAUCCAAAUCACUGCAUAGGCGGGAACUAUCUGCAAUUGCCCCCUCCCCGCCCCAACCAACCAAGACUGGCACUGCCAGGGGGCGUGGCUAAAGGUAAUACCUGCCUCUGCCCCCCCCACCCCCGGCCCCAAACCCUCUCGGCCCUGUAUGUUGCUCCCUCUCCAGUGGCACAGUCGUGCCAGCUGGAUGCGGGGGGGUGGGGGGCGGCCUGCUCCUCCGCCCCCUCCAGCUGGAUGCGGUGUCUCCCGGGGUGGGAGCAGGGCCGCCUGGGCAUUAAAUUCACCAGCAAUAAAAAUCCCGGGGGGGGGGGGGAAGGGGGCCGCCCCUCACUCAGCAGCCCACUUCUGGCUGCCCUGUUGACCCCCGUGGCCACAUUUAGGACCGGUGGUAGGGGAGGAGCGACUGUUCCUUCUGACUGUGACCCGUGGGCUACCCCCACCCCCUGCCCCCCGCCCCUGGUCUCUGGAAUCGUCGAUCUAUAGUGUGUCGCGCUGACUGUUCUCCAAAACGUUUUUUCCCCAAACCUGCGGGAAGGACUUGGGCCUCUAAUCCCUGCUCCCCCAUCCCCCCGUCCUCAGCCCAUGUAUUUUAAGGAGAAUUUCGGCAUUUUGUAUACUCCUCCACCUCCCUUCCCCUCACCUUGCAGCGGCCCUGCCGUCCACCUGACUUGUACAGUCCCCUCCUCUUGACCCCCUCCCCACGAAUCCAUGGGGCGACGGCGUAAGGAGCAAAACAAAUCAGAACGGCUCCUGCCGUUUGGUUUUCAAAGAAAGUUAUAUAUAUAUACAUAUAUAUAUAUAUGUAUAAAGAUAUCUAUAUCACCACAGUCUGUCCGUCUGACUGGGAAGAAUCUUCUUUUUCCCAAAAGAAAUAAAAUGAAGAAAGGCUUCUUUUCAACUGUA
Ornithorhynchus anatinus (platypus) is the source of this 4298-nucleotide messenger RNA. It is a transcript of the gene LZTS3, whose product is annotated as leucine zipper tumor suppressor family member 3. Lineage: Eukaryota; Metazoa; Chordata; Mammalia; Monotremata; Ornithorhynchidae. Bases 81 to 2150 code for a protein of 689 amino acids. The record is from RefSeq and is a predicted model, not a curated record. The transcript is spliced from 5 exons. Gene Ontology annotation, cellular component: dendritic spine. Gene Ontology annotation, biological process: regulation of dendritic spine morphogenesis.